Molecule: messenger RNA, 2560 nt
Organism: Theobroma umbraticum
Lineage: Eukaryota; Viridiplantae; Streptophyta; Magnoliopsida; Malvales; Malvaceae
Product: Tetratricopeptide repeat (TPR)-like superfamily protein
Biological process (GO): RNA modification
Molecular function (GO): protein binding; RNA binding
Source: RefSeq, a predicted model, not a curated record
UCUCUCGCUCUGCUUCCCUUGCUGAGCUAAGGGUACGGUCAGUUACUUUCUGCAAUGACCACCCUUUACAUGCCCUUAUUCAGAUCAUGCACCAACCUUAGAUCAUUAACUCAACUCCAUGCCUACCUUUUAGUCGCCGGGCUUCACCGUGACCCACUCCCUUCCACCAAGCUCAUUGAAUCUUAUGCCCAAAUGGGUUCCUUUCGAUCUUCAAAACUUGUUUUCAAAAACUUCCCAAACCCAGAUUCUUUCAUGUGGGGUGUUCUGAUAAAAUGCUCUGUUUGGAACAACUUAUUUCAAGAAGCCAUUUUUCUCUACGAAACUAUGAUGAAAAACAACCAAGCCCAGAUCAGUAGUUUUAUAUUUCCUUCUGUUUUGAGGGCAUGUUCUGGUUUUGGUGACCUGGGCACUGGUGGAAUGGUCCAUGGGACCGUAAUAAAAUAUGGGCUUGAUGAAGAUUCUGUAAUUCAGACUUCACUUCUUUGCAUGUAUGGUGAUAUGGGGUGCUUAAGUUGUGCUAAGAAAAUGUUUGAUGAAAUGCCAAUUAGAGACUUGGUUUCGUGGAGUUCGAUUAUUUUGAGCUAUGUCGAGAAUGGGGAGGCAAGUGAAGGAUUGGAGAUGUUUCGUUUAAUGGUCUUGGAAGGUAUUAAACCGGACUGGGUAACAAUGCUUAGUGUAGCUGAGGCUUGUGGUGAGUUGGGACUUUUGAAAUUAGCAAGGUUGGUGCAUGGUUAUAUAGUAAACAGGAAGAUUGAAAGUGACGGUUCAUUGGCUAACUCUCUUGUUACAAUGUAUAGCAAAUGUGGUGACCUGGGUAGUGCACAGAGGAUCUUUCUAAAUGUAACUAACAGGAGUACUACAUUGUGGACAGCAAUGAUUUCUAGCUAUAAUAGAAGUGGUAGGUUUAUAGACGGGAUAGAAGUUUUUGUUGAUAUGUUAGACGCUCGUGUGGAACCCAAUGCAGUAACCAUGAUGACUGUUUUAGGUUGUUAUGCUGGGUUAGGUUGGCUUAGAGAAGGGAAGUUGGUUCAUUGUUACAUUAUCAGGAAAGAAAUGGAUCCUGAGUAUAGUGUUUUAGGGCCAGCUCUCAUUGAACUAUAUGCAGAAUGUGGAAAGUUGAACUAUAGUGAGAAGGUUCUUCACGGUGUUGCGGGAAGAAAUAUUGUGCCAUGGAAUAUGCUUAUAUCUAUUUAUAGUCAGAAAGGGUUGUUAACAGAGGCAUUAGUACUGUUUGUGCAGAUGCAGACCAGGGGAUUGAUGCCUGACUCGUUUAGCCUUGCCAGUUCUCUCUCAGCUUGUGCAGAUGGAAGUUUAUUGCAAUUUGGAGAUCAGAUACAUGGUCAUAUUAUUACGAGAGGCCUCUCAGAUAAGUUUGUCCAGAAUUCACUAAUUGAUAUGUACUCAAAAUGCGGUUUAACUGAAUUAGCAUAUAUGAUAUUUGAUAAGAUCAAAGAGAAAAGUGUCAUAGCAUGGAACUCAAUGAUUUGUGGAUUUUCUCAAAAUGGUAAUUCAGUAGAGGCAAUUAGCCUCUUUGAUCAAAUGUACUUGAACGGUCUUGAGAUGAAUGAUGUCACCUUCUUAAGUGUACUUCAAGCAUGCUCCAAUUUGGGUUAUCUUGAGAAGGGAAAAUGGCUUCACCACAAACUCCUUACAUACGGUGUGAGGACAAAUCUCUAUAUUGAUACAGCUUUAACUGACAUGUAUGCUAAGUGUGGAGACCUUCGAACAGCCCAAAGAGUUUUUGAUAACAUGUCAAAUAAAAGUGUGGUGUCAUGGAGUGUCAUGAUUGCUGGAUAUGGAGCACAUGGUAGGGUAAAUGCUGCCAUCUCGCUCUUCAAUCAAAUGGUAGAAUCAAGUGUAAGACCUAAUCAUGUUACCUUCAUGAACAUUCUUUCAGCUUGUAGUCAUGCAGGAUCCAUGGAAGAUGGAAAAUCUUAUUUUAACUCGAUGAGGGAUUUCGGUGUUGAGCCUAACUCAGAACACUAUGCGUGUAUGGUUGACCUUCUAAGUCGUGGUGGUGAUCUCAAUGAAGCGUAUAGAAUCAUCAAUUCGAUGUCAUUUCCUGCAGAUGCAAGCAUUUGGAGUGCCCUGCUUAAUGGUUGUCGGAUCCACCACAGGAUGGACAUGAUCAAAACCAUUGAAAAAGACCUUUUAGAUAUUAAUACAGAUGAUACUGGAUACUACACCUUGUUAUCAAACAUAUAUGGUGAGGAAGGAAACUGGAAGGAAUUUGGGAAAGUGAGAUCAGCUAUGAAAGGCAUAGGUCUUAGGAAGGUUCCUGGCUAUAGCACAAUUGAGCUUGAUAAGAGAGUUUACAGAUUUAGUGUUGGAGAUACUUCACUUCUGCAGACUGAGGAAAGUCUCAGUUUUUUGGAAAAUUUCCAAAAUUUGGCUCAAGAAUAUGUUUGCAAUUUAGAAAACAGUAAUCUGAAGCUUGACAGUGUCAUGAUUUCCAAGGGUAUUUACUCACAACAAGAAGUUAGCAAUUGUACUUGGAAUAAUCAAAUAACAGUUGAUAACUACACAAGUCAUCUCAUAGAUCUUUGCAUUCUUUAAUAAA